UCCUGACAGUCUGCAAGGAUUUCAAGACUGUUGGGACCCCGGGCUGGCCCGGGUGUGAUGCACAAAAAACUUCGUGCCAUUUUUGAGAGCUUAUCUUAUUCUGAGAAGAAGAAGGGUCUCAUGUAGCCCAGGCUGGACUCAAGCUCUUAUUGCUGAGGAUCCCCCUGCCUCCAUCUCUGAAGUGCUGGGACCACAGGUGUGCGUCACCACUCCUGGCUUAUGGAUGCUGUGGUGGUACCCAGGGCUGCAUGCCCGCCGGCCUUCCUCUCUGCGCAGGGGGUGCACGUGGAGCACACGGCACGGCUACAUGGAAUCCACUUCACCAGCUCUCUUCUGCAGGAGGCCUCCGAAUACUACCGCCUGCUCACACCUGCUCUGCAGACACUGUUUGUGAGCAGUUUCCGAAAAACAGAGUUAGAAUGGAGCUGUGCAGGCUGCACUGUGCUCAGUUACAGGGAUGGGAAUUCCAGCGUGUUUGUGCACUUCCGGCUCCACUUCCUGCUGCGAGCCGUCCAGCCACUGAGCCUGGACCAAGAGGAAGACAUCUUGCAGAAAGGCAUCCAGGCAAGGCUGGGGGAACACGGUCUUCCCCUGGCUGCCUACGGCACCAUCAUGUCAGUGGAGCUGACAGGAAGGUGUGAAGGUCCGGUGACCGAGAGGGACUUAAAGUCAGGCCGCUGCCCCGAGAACGCCUUCUCCUGUGCAAACAGUCAGUGUGUGAGCAAAGAGAACCCGGAGUGUGACAACAGGGUGGACUGCUCCGAUGGCUCCGACGAGGCUCAAUGCGACUGCGGCUGGCAGCCUGCCUGGAGGUCAGCGGGCAGGAUCGUGGGCGGCGUGGAGGCGGCGCCCGGGGAGUUCCCCUGGCAGGUCAGCCUUCGCGAGAACCAUGAGCACUUCUGCGGGGCCACCAUCAUCGGGGCCAGGUGGCUGGUGUCCGCGGCCCACUGCUUCAACGAAUUCCAGGACCCUGCGCAGUGGGCGGCCCAGGCCGGCAGCGUGCACCUGAGCGGCUCGGAGGCCAGCGCCGUGCGCGCACGCGUGCUCCGCAUCUCCAAGCAUCCGGCCUACGACGCGGACACGGCGGACUUCGACGUGGCGGUGCUGGAGCUGGCUCGCCCGCUGCCCUUCGGCCGCUACGUGCAGCCCGCCUGUCUCCCCGCCGCCACGCACGUCUUCCCGCCGCGCAAGAAGUGCCUGAUCUCGGGCUGGGGCUACCUGAAGGAGGACUUCCUGGUAAAGCCGGAGGUCCUUCAGAAGGCCACCGUGGAGCUGCUGGACCAGAGCCUGUGUGCCAGCCUGUACGGCCACUCGCUCACCGACAGGAUGCUGUGCGCCGGCUACCUGGACGGGAAGGUGGACUCCUGCCAGGGCGACUCGGGGGGACCCCUGGUCUGCGAGGAGCCUUCCGGGAGGUUCUUCCUGGCCGGCAUCGUGAGCUGGGGCAUCGGCUGUGCGGAAGCGCGGCGGCCGGGCGUCUACACCCGCGUCACCCGGCUGCGGGACUGGAUCCUGGAGGUGACGCGCGCGCCUGCGGUCCCCACCGCGGCUCCUGCGCCCCUCACCCCCGGCCCUCCCCGGCCCACCAGCCCUGACAGCCCGCUGCCCGGCACCUCGGCCAGACCCACGGCGGCGCCCAGCACCACACCAAGACACCCCAGCACGGCGGCCAAGCCACAAGAGUGUGGGGCCAGGCCUGCGAUGGACAAGCCCACUCGGAUUGUGGGUGGGCUCAGCGCUGUGCCUGGGGAGGUGCCCUGGCAGGCCAGCCUGAAGGAAGGAUCCAGACAUUUCUGCGGAGCCACCGUGGUGGGUGACCGCUGGCUGCUGUCCGCCGCUCACUGUUUCAACCACACCAAGGCAGAACAGGUGCAGGCGCACCUGGGCACCGCGUCCCUGCUGGGUGUCGGCGGGAGCCCCAUCAAGCUGGGGCUGCGAAGGGUGCUUCUGCAUCCCCGCUACAACCCAGGCAUCCUGGACUUUGACGUGGCCUUGCUGGAGUUGGCCCGGCCGCUGGUCUUCAACAAGUUCAUCCAGCCCAUCUGUCUCCCCUUGGCCAUCCACAAGUUCCCUGUGGGCCGGAAGUGCAUGAUCUCAGGCUGGGGCAACAUGCAGGAGGGAAAUGCCACCAAGCCCGACAUCCUGCAGAAGGCGUCCGUGGGCAUCAUAGAGCAGAAGAUGUGUGGUGCCCUGUACAACUUCUCCCUCACGGACCGCAUGCUCUGCGCCGGCUUCCUGGAGGGCAAGGUUGACUCCUGCCAGGGCGACUCUGGUGGCCCGCUGGCAUGUGAGGAGACACCAGGUGUCUUCUACCUGGCGGGCAUCGUGAGCUGGGGCAUUGGCUGUGCUCAGGCUAAGAAGCCCGGUGUAUAUGCACGCAUCACUCGGCUCAAGGACUGGAUCCUGAAGGCCAUGACCUCAGGCCCCAGCUCCACACCUCGCCCCCACACCUCCAGCACACGGCUUAUCCCUAACCUGCCCCCCAGAACCACAGCUGCUGGCCUCACUGUCCAAGAGGCCACCACCAGACCGGCAACCCCCAGGGCCACCAGCAGGGUGACCACUAGACCACUCAACAGGACGCUGUCUGCCAGGAGCACCACCAGGGGACAGACACCAGCCCCGAAUGCCCCAGGCACCACCACGCAUUCCCAACUGCCAGACUGUGGCCUGGCGCCCCCGGGGGCGCUGACCCGGAUCGUGGGUGGCAGCGCGGCCUCGCGUGGGGAGUGGCCCUGGCAAGUGAGCCUGUGGCUGCGGAGCAGGGAGCACCGCUGCGGGGCCGUGCUGGUGGCCGAGAGGUGGCUUCUGUCCGCCGCACACUGCUUCGACAUCUACGGGGACCCUAUGCAGUGGGCAGCCUUCCUGGGCACCCCGUUCCUGAGCGGCGCCGAGGGCCAGCUGGAGCGGGUGGCACGCAUCUACCGCCACCCGUUCUACAACCUCUACACGCUGGACUACGACGUGGCGCUGCUGGAGCUGGCGGGUCCCGUGCGCCGCAGCCGCCUGGUGCGACCCAUCUGCCUGCCGGGGCCCGCGCGGCCCCCCGAAGGCGCGCGCUGCGUCAUCACCGGCUGGGGCUCGCUGCGGGAGGGAGGCUCCAUGGCCAGGCAGCUGCAGAAGGCGGCGGUGCGCGUCCUCAGCGAGCAGACGUGUCGCCGCUUCUACCCGGUGCAGAUCAGCAGCCGCAUGCUGUGCGCAGGCUUCCCGCAGGGCGGCGUGGACAGCUGCUCGGUGAGUGGGGCUCUCUCGGUGGCCCGGGCUGGCCUGAAGUCUUGCGACGCUGCUGCCAGUUGGAGGCAGGGUCUCACUGCACUCGGCGAUCCCCGAGUCCCAGGAACCCUCCUGUCUCGGCCCCCUGAACGCUGGUUUUUCACCUGGGAUCUGGGGUUUAAUUCGGGUCCUCAGGCUGUGUAACAAGGGCCCCCGAUUGAGCCUGCCCGGGAGUCUCUCCCACCCUGCCCACCACUGACCCGGGACAUGCCGUGGCACAACUGCUUGCUCAGAGACAACACGCGGGUCUCCCAACCCCACAUCCUCCCGGAGGGCCCAGUUGCUCCAAGCUGGGGGACUGAGGCAGGAUUCCUGUGUUUGAGAUGAGAGCCUGCCUCGAUGACAACACAUUCACACAACUCCUUACAAAGUACACGGCGGUCACUGGCUGUGCAGACGCCAGGACCCGGGUUCGGAUCCCCGGGAGACACACAAAGGCCCGUGGUCACUGGCUACAAGCACCUGUCACCCCAUUCUGUGCGAGACAGGAUGGCUGGGAACUGAUGGCCACCACCUACUUCCGGGGUCACAGGAAGUCCCCACAUCUAAAGGGAAUGGAGAGCAAUAAAGACAACUACCCAGCACCCCAGGCCUUCAUGAGCACCACACGCACACAGAUGCGCAUGCACACACACCGGGUCCUGGCAGAGGGCGCAGCCGGGGGCAUUAAGAAAACACACUAGCACUGAACCCAUUCCGUCCAUGGCUCAAGUGAGGCCCCUUGGCAGUUUCUCAUGUGGGGUCCUUCCGGGUCCCAAGGGCUGCUGGCCUGAGCGCACUUUCUCCUUCAGGGUGACGCAGGGGGACCCCUGGCCUGCAGGGAGCCAUCUGGCCAGUGGGUGCUAACUGGGGUCACCAGUUGGGGCUAUGGCUGUGGCAGGCCCCACUUCCCGGGCGUCUACACUCGAG
Peromyscus californicus insignis is the source of this 4182-nucleotide messenger RNA. RefSeq names its product transmembrane serine protease 9 (gene Tmprss9). Bases 220 to 3417 code for a protein of 1065 amino acids. Gene Ontology annotation, biological process: proteolysis. NCBI's taxonomy places the organism in Eukaryota, Metazoa, Chordata, Mammalia, Rodentia, Cricetidae. Gene Ontology annotation, molecular function: serine-type endopeptidase activity; protein binding. The record is from RefSeq and is a predicted model, not a curated record. The transcript is spliced from 17 exons.